This is a messenger RNA of Fusarium coffeatum, 276 nucleotides long. RefSeq lists its product as uncharacterized. Lineage: Eukaryota; Fungi; Ascomycota; Sordariomycetes; Hypocreales; Nectriaceae. Bases 1 to 276 code for a protein of 91 amino acids. The record is from RefSeq and is a predicted model, not a curated record. The transcript is spliced from 2 exons.
AUGAAGGCCUCCAUCAUUCUCGCUCUUCCCUUCCUUUCCCUUGCCGCUGCCGCCCCAGCCAAGGCCGAUAAACGAAUUGACCUUUCAAAGAUUCUGGAACCUCUCGACUGCCCGCUCGAGGUCGCUUCGCUCAUCCCAGACUGCCUUCCAAGAGCUUCAGAUGGGCAAAAGAUCAACCUUGAACCACUCACGAUGUGUCUCAGGAAGCUUGGAUUGAAUGUCGAGCGGACGGUAAAGCUGGAGGAAAUUACUUGCAUCUACAGAAGCUCUAUAUAA